AUGGCCACCAUGACGCGCGAAACGUCACAGCCACAGCCAGAACAACCACAAUCUUCACCCUCGACAUCAACCACAUCACCGGCUACACAGCCUGCUUUCUCGCUGCCAACAUCUACAAAACUACUCAUAGGCGGUUCGGCCUUCUUCCUCCUCUCGGCAUUCAUCACCCGCCGGUCUCUCAACCGCCGCCGACUCGCUUCCGUCCCACAAUUCUACACCACAGCUUCGCACCACAAGCUCAACAUCAGCGCUCCCCUCGAGGCCCUGGAGGCUCUCAAUCUCGCUACUCUCAAUGUUCUCGCGCUGGCCAUCCUUGGAGUCGGUGCGGGGAUGAAAGCCGUUGGGUUCGAGACCCUCGACGAGCUGCGGCGGAUAGUGCGCGGCGGACUGGGAGCGGACGGCACGGGGAGGUCGGAACAGCAGGUCGAGGAGGACAUGGAGGAGUGGGUUGUCUCCGUGCUAAAUCGGAAGGCCAGCAAGGAGGACACAAAGGAGGCCGAGAAGCAGAAGGCGAAGGAAGAAAUCCGGCAAACCUGGCUGAAUGAGCGGGGGAAGGAGAGGUGA
Messenger RNA from Arthroderma uncinatum, 564 nucleotides. RefSeq lists its product as uncharacterized. Gene Ontology annotation, cellular component: mitochondrion. The coding region runs from base 1 to 564 and encodes 187 amino acids. NCBI's taxonomy places the organism in Eukaryota, Fungi, Ascomycota, Eurotiomycetes, Onygenales, Arthrodermataceae. The transcript has a single exon. The record is from RefSeq and is a predicted model, not a curated record.